UUGGAUUAUAUUUCGAAGCUAAUAUACGUAGCCCUGAUGUUAAACAAAAGUUAAAAAUACAGCAAAGGAAUGUAGCUCAAAGUGGAAAUUGCAAUCAAGUAAUGUCAAAACAGAAAAAACAUGCAUCUACUUUGCCAGCUAAGUCUAGUACAAUAUCUUUCAGUUCACUUCAAGAAGCAACACAAAUCGACGAGUCACUAUCUUUGACUCUGAAGAAACAAUACAUAGGCUUCCAUCUUCAACGUCAGCAAUUUCAACAGCCGUUUAUAACCAUCAAGACUAUGCUAACAACUUUACGACAGUCAUUAUCAUCAAGACUAUACUACCGCUACGCGUUCAAUGAAUUGGAUAAUCAAUUUCCUAUUUUAUUUGAACUCACUGAAAAUAACAACUUAAUAAAAAUACAGAUAAUGAAAGUUUCAUAA
Molecule: messenger RNA, 425 nt
Organism: Ambispora gerdemannii
Lineage: Eukaryota; Fungi; Glomeromycota; Glomeromycetes; Archaeosporales; Ambisporaceae
Source: the annotation of a GenBank genome assembly